Messenger RNA from Cuscuta campestris, 727 nucleotides. NCBI's taxonomy places the organism in Eukaryota, Viridiplantae, Streptophyta, Magnoliopsida, Solanales, Convolvulaceae. The record is from the annotation of a GenBank genome assembly.
CAACUUGUUUUUCUUCUUGAUGUUUGCUGUGAUAUCAUCUCCCAUGCCUCUCCAAGGCCAUGGGACUGAUCCCCAGAUCACUGUCAUGGGCAUGGUUUACUGUGAUAUCUGCUCCAACAAUUCCUUCUCCACACACAGCUACUUCAUGCCAGGUGUGGAAGUGAAAAUAGACUGCACCUUCAAAGCAAGGUCACCAAAGACAGCAGAGCAGAUAGAGUUUUCAGUGAACAGAACAACAAACAGGUUUGGGAUUUACAGGCUGGAGAUACCUUCAGUGGAUGGAAUUGAGUGUGCCAGGGAGAAAGAAAUGGGAAACUUCUGCAGGGCCAGCCUCCUAACGCAGCCGCAGCCAAAGAGCCAAGCCUCCGCCUCAGCCUGCACUCUUCCUGCCUCAACUACCACGACGGAGGAAGUCACAGUCAAAUCCAUCACUGCUAAUACCUGCAUCUACAGCCUCAGUGCUUUGACUUUCAGACCCUCCACCAGAAAUGAUGCUCUCUGUGGUUCCACUAAUCAUUAAGCAUUAGUCAAUACAAACCCCCACCCCCUCAAAAAGUCAUAUGUAUGCCUUAGUAUGUCUGGUUUAUCAUGUAAGCUUGAAGAAGAAGAGAAUAUUCUCAUCUGUGUGUGCAUCCUAGCUACCUGCAAACACACAUUUUCAUACAUAUUUGUAGUAAUACACAAUGCAUUAUUGCCAUGUGCUCAUAGCUUGGGUGUUAAGUGUGUA